This is a messenger RNA of Mizuhopecten yessoensis (Yesso scallop), 5167 nucleotides long. Its product is annotated as DNA helicase B-like. The coding region runs from base 205 to 3876 and encodes 1223 amino acids. The record is from RefSeq and is a predicted model, not a curated record. The transcript has 14 exons. NCBI's taxonomy places the organism in Eukaryota, Metazoa, Mollusca, Bivalvia, Pectinida, Pectinidae.
CGGGAAUUUUGAUCGUGUUGUUGUUUAUGUCGAAUCACAAACCCAUCAGAAGCAUGCCACUAUGAUUCAGUAAUGUCGAUUUGAGUGCUGUUGUGAACAUCCUCUCACUGAAGAGGAUGCAGUGAACUCCAGUUCAUCAUCUCAUGUCGGAGGAUAGACACCCACAUUUGUGUACAGUGGUGUACAGAUUAGCACACAUUCAAUAUGGCAGCUAUUGGCCAGGGUUAUCUACCUUACUUUGAAUCCAAAUAUUAUGAUAAGAUGGGUAUCUUCACUAAAAAUGAAGAAGAUAAUGACACAGAAGAUUUUGAUCCAGUUGAAGAUAUUUGUGACGAAAGAAUUCAAGACUUGAGCAGUUCAGAAAUAAAAAAAAUAGGGAAGGGAGCAAUGUUAAUGGAACCCAGUACCCCGAGAGCUGUAACAGGAACACUUUACAAUCCAAAUGGCAAAAAACGAUGGAGUGUAAAGGCCCGACUUCAUCUUGACAACCCCUGGUGGAUAGUGCGCUUACUGAGGACUGACACUUAUAAAGGUUACGUAGUACCAACAGGUCAAAACGCUGUGUCCUAUCGACUCAUCACAGAUCAUCAUCUCGUCAAACAGCAUAAAAUGGUGGAGAUACUGCUCACUGAUCGCUGUUCAGAUAACAGGGCAGCCUUGGACAAGUUUGAACAGUUUGUACAAAUGAGAAACGAGGAGCUGCGACUGGAUGUGACACACUUGUUGGACCUGCUACAGAAGUUUGAGGAUUACCUACCAGAUGAUGACAAAGGGAUCGUCUCUCAGAUCACAAAGAGGCUCACAGGAUUUGAUGGGAAGAUGAUAAAGAGAGCACAGGAAUUCCCAGAGCUGUUCCGUUAUCUCCCUCAACUGGUACCUCAUCACUUCCUGUCCCUCAUAAACACGGGCCAGGUGACAAUCCUUGAGAGGCUGGAUUUCGCCUUGAAGGAAGAACCUUGGGUGUUUGCAUUCAAGCGGAUUCUGGUGAAGGAGUACAAUGUGAUGGGGGUUGAGGUGAGUCAGGAGGUACUCAGAAAGUGUGGUAUCUUAUCAAAAAUACCAAAACUAUACCGGGAAGCCAUUGAAUUGUACACUUAUGUGAAGAAUGAAACAAAUGCACAUGGCCAUACCUGUCUACAGCUUAACUCUAUAUACCAUGACAAAAGGCUUGAAAAGCUCAACAAGGUGAGAGAACAGACAGCUGCUCUGCAGUAUCUGUACGAUAAAGAGAUACUCGUAAAGGAGAGAAUGGGAGGUAAAGUGUGGACAUUUCCUUACGACCUGUGGAAGAGUGAGGUGAACAUCGCAAAAGGCCUGAACCACCUGUUCCAGCAACACAUAAACAAACCAGAGAUAUUGGACAUCGACAUCAGAAACAAUCCAGAGUUUGAAAACAUAAGUAAAGACAAGGAUCAGAUGAAGGCUGCUGAGUUUAUCAAGAAUUAUCCUGUGGUUGUCAUAUCUGGGAAGGGAGGGUGUGGCAAAACAACGGUUGUGACCAAGGUGAUGUCAGAAACUUACAAAGCUUCCAGUUCCAAAGAAAUCAGUGAAAAUCUGAUAGUUCUGUACACUGCUCCGACGGGAAAGGCUGCUAAACUGUUAGGACGUAAAGCAGGCACAGAUGGAUAUACGCUACAUCAGAUCAUUUAUAGUUACCGUGGUUAUUUGAAACAGAAGCCUGAGUCUCCCUGGAAGUUCUCCAGUACUGAGGUGCUCAUUGUUGAUGAAUGUAGCAUGGUCCCUGUCCACAUCUUUGCAACUUUAUUGGACAUUCUCCAGAGAAAUUCUAAUCUGAAGCGAGUUGUUUUCCUUGGGGAUAUACGACAACUACCUUCUGUCCAACCAGGAAAUUUCCUGGCUGACAUUUUUAAACCUUUCGAGUGGAAACCUGGCUGUAGUGUUGAGCUCAGAACCAACCACAGGGCAGAGUCAGAAUUAAUUGUCAAAAAUGCUACAAAAAUUUCUUCAAGGAAGAUGCCACAAUUUGAUGACCGGAGUAAUUACAGAUUACAUCCAGUUUUGGCCAAUAAACAAAACCCUGACCAGGAGGAAUAUGAAAAUGAAAAUUUCAGAAAAGUUUUAGAAGAAAUGCUGAGGUCACAAGACAACAUGAAAGAUCACACCACCUCCCAUAUCAUCGCCUUUAGAAGAAACAUGUGUAAAGUGAUCAACCAGUUGGCGAUGGAAUUCUACAACCCCGAUCCCGUAGAAGGAAGAUCGAGGGAGAUUAACAAAUUUAGAAUUGGAGAUAAAGUUGGACUGUACAAGAAUGGAUGGGUUAACAUAUUUAAGUGGGAGGAUGGUAGGCCAGGAUCUGUCCGCCCUGUGUUUGUGGAGGACAAUGAUGACAACCUGAUACAGCCCACCCAGCUUCCAGCAGGGAUAGAGACACCCUGCAAGAUCGGCACAGCCCAAGUUUUACCGUACGAAAAGGAGCUGUCUGUGUGUCACAGUCAAGAACAAGAGCUGCUGCAGGGGCGGGACCAUUCCACGGGGUCACUGUCACAGAGUGGUGAAAAAGAACAGCUUCAAAAGAAGUUGAGGCUUUGCAAUGGAGAGAUAUAUUUCAUCAAAGAUGAUUAUGAACAAGAUGAAGAAGUUAAGAAUGGUGCACAUCGGCAGAGACGUUACCUGAAGCUGUCCGAUGAGGACCCUGACUCACCGACCGAAUUCUAUGCCCUGUACUCACAGCUAAUGAGGGAAUGCAAGAUGACACAGGCCUGGGCCAAAACCAUACACACAUUCCAGGGCUCCGAGUGUGACACUAUCACCUUUGUAGUGGGAAACUGUAAGAAUCAGAACUGGUCACAUGUGUACACUGCAGUCACCAGGGGGCGCAGUUCAGUCAACAUUGUCGGCCAGGAGGCAUGUCUGCAAAUGUCAGUCAAAAAAGACCCAAUCCAUAGGAUGACAGGACUCUCCCAUCAGCUAAAUAAUAUCAUAUCUGCUAAUCUCAGAGAUGAACUGUUUAAGAUUGCUCGGAAUGGGGGAUCACCGGCAAAAUCCAAGGUACAGGGGAUGUUGAUAAAUGAUUCUUUUCCUAAUUUGGAUGGUACUGAAAACCGUUUGACAUAUGACAGAUCGUCUGUGUCAGCCCCCUACUUAAGUGGACAUACUACACCCACGAAGAGUAGCAGAACGCCAUCUCUCACUGGAUACCUAACCAACCACAACGGUGACUCUGGAAGGUCAAGGUCGGAAUGUUACCAAGGUUCCUCAGGGUCAUCAAAUCAUCACAUAUUCAAAGGUCAAGGAUCUGAAAGAUACACACAUUUUACGUCACAUAACCCGUCGAUACAGUCACCAGCAAAGUCUAGACUAUUCACGGAGACAGCAUCAAAUGUGGCUACUCCGUCUGGAUGUCAUUGUCAUGACACCAAAGCAUGUAUUUGUGGAGUCACACCAAUUUCCUUGGUGUCUACAAAGCGACAGGUUGAUGCUUCACCAGGCGAUGCUGAAGGAGAUGGUGAGACAUGUUUAUACGACAGUCAGUGGUCAGAUGUAAGCAACACGGAUGAUCUGUUCACAUCCGAGGACCAGAUACUGCAGCACAUCGGAGAGGAUUCCGAUGGCGACUCGGACGAGACUGUUGAUAUGUCGGGUGAACACUUUCAUCAGUCAGAUGAGGAAUUUUUCACCGAUAUUAAACCAGUAUCUGAAUGCAUGCUCAUGUCCUCAGCAUCCAGGUUGUCUGUCUCAGCUUCACUGUCGUCCCUAAGUGCACCUCUGAGAAUAGGGCAAAACCUGAUGAACCCCUCCCCAAAACGGCCUGCUGAAGCCGACGACAGUCUGGACAGUGUCACACCAGCUAAACAGAUGUAUUCCGCUACCUUGCAUACAGGCAUGACACCAGUAUUUAAGAAACUGAAGUUCUAGGUUACAUCACUCGAUAUUUAGUUUAAAAGUGGUCAACAAUCUGCCAAAAGUUCACCAUGUGAUGACAUCUCUGUAUGUGUUAUGCGUUAACUUUUAGAGGAUGGAACGUUUUUGUAAAAUAACAGACCUACUUUGAACAUGAACAAAUCUGGACUGUUUUGGAAGAUGAUGUGUACUUCCUAAGCUUAUUUUCUCAUUAAGGUAAAGAGGCCUUGUACAGGAACAGAACAUUGUAGUUAAAGAUUUUAUUGUACAUGCAAACUCACAAGCUGCAAGUCACAAUAGGUUGUGGUAGUUAAGAAUUAUGUAGGUUGAUAUUCUCUUAUUAAAUUGAUAGAUUAAGUGGAAAAUGGGAUGUAAUGUUUUUGUCCGCAACAUUGUGUUGUCUCGGACAGUCUGACAUUCCUGUUUAAUAUUGGUUGAUAUUUAUGUGUGAUCACCAUAUUUUGAUUUUCACAGAAUGUACAAUACAAGACGUUAUACUCCACAUCUCCACAAAAUAAUGAGGGAGACCUUUUGUUCAGAUUAUUUGACCCCGUGAUAACUCAACUUCUAGGCAAGGUUAUUAUAUCAAUGCUCUUAGCUGGACAUUUAAUGUGCCAGAAUAUGUUUCUUGUGAAAAUAUUGAUAUUUUUGAAAAAUUAAAAGGGACAGAUGUAGAUUAUUGAUGCUUAGGACUCCUUCCUAAAUGUUCACAUGAAGCAUUUGUUAUAUUUGCUGUUGAAAGUAUAUGUGUAAAGAAACUUGAGAAAAAAUGUAAAACUUUGGAUAUGAUCAUAUCUGAAGUAGACAAGAACUGUUUUUUGUAAUUUGAUGGUGUAUGAGGUAGCAAAUGCAUUGAAAUUUUACCGUAUAGCCAUGUGUUCAUUAAAAGCAUUACUAUUUUACAUGCAAUUUAUCAGUGCAAUGUUUAAAUUUCUUUUAAUGUAUGAAUGUGUAGUUAUUGUGAAUAAAAAUUUUAAACGUUUAGUUUUUUCCUUUUUUUGUACUUGCAAAAUUUUUAUGUACAAUUUCCAUGUUGAGGAUGAAUUUAGUUUCACAGGAGGUAAAUAUCAACGGUGCUCUAGGAUCAUCAGCAUCCGCAGUGUUUGCAAGAAAGAAUCAUGUAAGAUUUUACCAAGCAUUUGCUACUAAUUUCUGCAGUACAUGUAUAUAUCUAAUAUAUGUAAAAGGUGUUCAUGAUCAUGUAGAUGUACAAUUAUUGAGUUAAAUGAUUUUUUACAUUCCCAACCUAAAUUGAUUGAAACAGUAUACACUUCAUAAACAAUACACAGUAAGGUCUAUGAAGCAU